AUGUCUGAACUUGAUUCCCAGGUCCCUACUGCCUUUGAUCCGUUUGCUGAUGCGAAUGCUGAGGACUCCGGUGCAGGAACAAAGGAGUACGUUCACAUCCGUGUUCAGCAGCGGAAUGGUAGGAAAAGCUUGACAACGGUCCAGGGGCUGAAGAAAGAGUAUAGCUACAGCAAGAUACUUAAGGACCUCAAGAAAGAAUUCUGCUGCAACGGAACUGUGGUUCAAGACCCUGAACUGGGACAGGUUAUUCAGCUUCAAGGUGACCAGAGGAAGAACGUCUCUACGUUCCUUGUCCAGGCUGGUCUUGUGAAGAAGGAUAACAUCAAGAUCCAUGGUUUCUGA
Messenger RNA from Arabis nemorensis, 342 nucleotides. NCBI's taxonomy places the organism in Eukaryota, Viridiplantae, Streptophyta, Magnoliopsida, Brassicales, Brassicaceae. The record is from the annotation of a GenBank genome assembly.